Exophiala viscosa is the source of this 885-nucleotide messenger RNA. RefSeq lists its product as uncharacterized. The transcript has a single exon. Lineage: Eukaryota; Fungi; Ascomycota; Eurotiomycetes; Chaetothyriales; Herpotrichiellaceae. The record is from RefSeq and is a predicted model, not a curated record. Bases 1 to 885 code for a protein of 294 amino acids.
AUGGCUUCGAGUACGCCUUCUCGUCCAAAGGCGCCGAAAGAAAACAAGUAUGCACGCCAGACAAUUCACAUCACCGUCGGUCGCUCCAAGACCUCCUUCCACGUCCACUACUCGCAGCUUGAACGAACCGCCUUUUUCCAAGUCCAUGGCAUGCCUGCAACCUCGAGCAACGGUACACCUUCCAGAGAGCCAUCUACUGGCGAUGAUCGCGAGCGCACCUUGAGCCCACCGCCCGAAAUCAAAAGCGAGGAUACUUCAGACCAGGCUGAAACCGGGACUGCUGCCUUCUUGCAAGACUCGCCUUCUCGCCCACUCUACCACCUUGAAGGAUUCGUUUAUGAGCCCGCGGCUUUCGAGGUUGUCGUCAAUUGGCUGUACAAUCAACCACCGGGUGUGCCGGUGAAUCGACAUGUGUGCAGAACUCAAAUGCGCACUUACGUUAUCGCACUUCAAUACCAGAUCAUUCCGCUUCAGGAUGCAAUCAUCGACUGCGUUCGCAAAUACCAUCAGGAGUACAACAUCUCGUUCGAGUACAUCACAUGGCUUACCAAUCGGCUUGGGGAAAGUCCAGCAACUCACACAGUUCCGAUGAUGAGAUAUCUCAUCGAACAGGUUGCCUUCGAGGUCUCUACUCAGGGAUACAAUGAGUUUGCUCGCGACAACCCGCUCUUUGAGACUUUCCUGGUCCAAGGUGAGCGACCUGUUCGGCAAGCGCUGUUCCAUGCUCUUGCGGACAUUGCGCGGGCUCUUGCUGGGAGCGUCGCGGCAGCAGAUCGAGCUCGUCUUGAUCCUGCUCUGGGACGGAACAGAUGGAUGAUGAGAGACUGGAAGAGUCCACAACAGGAAGGAACUGUUCCAGUCGACAUCAUCGAGGUGGACGAAUAG